Striga hermonthica is the source of this 237-nucleotide messenger RNA. The record is from the annotation of a GenBank genome assembly. Lineage: Eukaryota; Viridiplantae; Streptophyta; Magnoliopsida; Lamiales; Orobanchaceae.
CACGUCAUAAUACUCGCAACAAUCAGCCUACUCCAUCUCCAUCUCCACCCCCAUCUCCCCCUCACCAGCAGGCUUCCAACCCGGCUGGGGCUCAUCUCAACAUCGUGCUCCAGUUUCGCCAGUUGACCCCGCCGACUUUCACCAGGGUCGAAGGGCCUAAAGCAGUGGCAGAGUGGAUCCGUCAGUUAGAGCAGAACUUCGAUUUGUUGCAGUGCGCUGACGCCCAGAAGGUCAUAU